Arachis ipaensis is the source of this 643-nucleotide messenger RNA. RefSeq names its product protein MEN-8-like. The record is from RefSeq and is a predicted model, not a curated record. NCBI's taxonomy places the organism in Eukaryota, Viridiplantae, Streptophyta, Magnoliopsida, Fabales, Fabaceae.
UCAGAAGGAGAGAAAGCAAUUAAUAAGCUAACCUAGGCAUGGAAUCAAUGAAGUGUUUGUUGUCUCUAAAGUCACAAAUGGCAUUGAUGUUGAUGUUGGUUGUGGCGACAGGAGGAAUGGCUAAGGCACAGAGUCAGAGAGGUACAUGCUCGAACGAGCUGAGUAACCUAAACGUUUGUGCACCGUUUGUGGUGCCUGGUUCAUCCAACACAAACCCAAAUGCUGGGUGCUGCAAUGCUCUCGGAUCUGUUGACACUGAAUGUCUUUGCAGCACUAUUAGGAUUGGUUCUCAAUUGCGCUCUAAGUGUAAUCUUCCAACCCUUGGUUGCGCCAAUUAAUUAACUCACUCUCUCUCUCUAAUAAGGUGCGAAUUAGUGCAUAUGAAGAUGCAUGCAUGCAAUGAGAUGAAUAAUAAUUAUAAGAGAGAAUUAAUAAUGCUGAAGACUCUUGACAAUGUCUUUUUUUUUUUUUAAAUUUGAUUUUUGCUGAAGUUUUCGUUCUGAAUCUGAGCCAUUUAGAUUAUUAUGAAGAUAAAUGUCUCCAGCAAUUGCACACUUUGUUAGAAACAUAAUACAUUAUGGGAAACAAUGCAAUAAUAUAUGAUUUCCAUAUCAAUAUGAUUUGGGAUCGAUAAUUAUUUGCA